Messenger RNA from Pseudopipra pipra, 887 nucleotides. RefSeq lists its product as uncharacterized. NCBI's taxonomy places the organism in Eukaryota, Metazoa, Chordata, Aves, Passeriformes, Pipridae. The coding region runs from base 22 to 624 and encodes 200 amino acids. The record is from RefSeq and is a predicted model, not a curated record. The transcript has 5 exons.
CUCCCAGCUCCGUCCCUCCAUAUGAAAACCAAUGUCACUUUGGAUGCAGCACAGGAGGGAGAACAGAUUUUGUUUCGGUGCCAAAUAGUCAUUAAGUCUCCUGUCACCCGAAUUGUCUUCUGCAAGGAUGGGGUGGAGUUUCACAGCCUGAAAGCCCAACAGAAGAAGGGAACCUACUACAUGCUCUUCACCACAACGAGGCGGAGCACGGGGACAUACACAUGUGGAUACCAGCACAAGGACAACAGCAACCGAGUGAGGAACUCUGCCCUCAGUGCUCCCCAGAACCUGAGAGUCACAGGCAGUGGGUCCAACUCCCAGGCAGGGACAGCCACCAAUGCUUCUCUGCCCCCAGAUACCAAUCCCCUGGGCUUUCAGACCUUUUCCCAAGACAUGAUAGGAUUGGUGACCAUCUCUCUCUUCCUCCUGGCUGCAGCCACCUACUGUUUUGUGAGGAAAGGAGCCUGCAGAGAGAGAUGCCAAAGACAGCAGCAAGUUCCCAGCCACGAGGCUGAAGGGACUGAUGACAAUGAAAUACACUGUGAGUACCAACUCCCCAUUCUGAUUGACCCCCUCUUGUGUCCGGGCUGCCUCUGGCAUCACCAGCAACCCAGAGACCAUUGACUGGCCAUGCCGCAGCCUCAGGAGCUGCACUGAGUUACAGGGACCUGCCCCAAACCCCCUUUCCAUCGUCUCCAUCCCCUCCUCUCAUUGCAGGGCCUUUCCCAAUUCCACAUGCAAUCCCAGCAAUUUAUCUCCCAGUGGGAUUUGCAAAACAACUCCCAUUGAACAAGGGCAGAUUUCUCCCCAUGCUGUUGCUCCCCAGCUUCUUCCCUGCACACACAGCCUGCAGAGGAAAGGUGACAACAGAUCCCCAUCCCUGCUCU